Molecule: messenger RNA, 2471 nt
Organism: Cryptococcus amylolentus CBS 6039
Lineage: Eukaryota; Fungi; Basidiomycota; Tremellomycetes; Tremellales; Cryptococcaceae
Exons: 4
Coding region: 79-1959 (626 amino acids)
Source: RefSeq, a predicted model, not a curated record
CUGCCACUCUCCUAUGGUCACGUAUCAUAUUCUUUCAUUACCACCCAUCACCCAUCCCUGUCGUACGCCCACGCCAACAUGCAAGCCAUCGGCGACGCCUCUCCACACACUCCCGAGUCAGUCGCUUCCUGGAUCAGGUCAUUCCCCUUGGACCCUCUCGAAUACGAGAUCGAAACGACCGGCAAGAGCACACGAAGGACCACCUCCGGAACCUACCGCAUAUGGGCAGACCUCGACGAGAAAGGUAUCAGAGUUGUCUAUGACCCAACCCUGAACGGAAGAAUCUCUGCAUCUCUCAGAUCUCAGGAGCUGUCGCUGAGGAAUGGAGUCACUCGCUUCAUGAAACUGCAUCUGGAAGUGGCACGGCAUAGAGCUCGAAGACGCACUGUUCGUGCCGAGAUUCAUCUACGUGGUGUCAUGUGGACCUUAUUCGAGCUCUCUACCGACGCCAUCAAUGCCGGGCUUCCCAGCCACCUCCAUGACAAGUGGGAGCAGUGCUCAGACGAGGGGAACAGCUGCUCUGAUUGGGUCUUCAUGCACAACGGUAUAGCCCUUGCUCUCAUCAAGGUCAAGCUGUGCACCGAUCUAACGACAUCUGGCGAAGACCCGGUGCCUCCGACCAAUGACCGUGACCACCUAUCAGCAGAAAAGGUUGGAAUGGAACUUUGUCCGAAGCCGCAAGGUGAUACAGCUGGGAGGGGAGGGGCCCAAAGCGACCUAAGUCACAGCGACCAGUCCCAGGCCGAUAAGAGGGAGGUUUCAGACAGUCAUAAAGCGCCUGACAACAAGGACGAGCUGGAUGAGGAAAUCUCCGUGCAUCCGCCGCUGAAGUUGGAGCGACUGUUGAUGGCGUGCAGGCAGGAAGGGGGCUUGAAGCUCAUCCUGGCCAGUAGGACAGGAGAAGAUGGUAAAGUCCGGCCCGCCUUGCGCAUUGUGGAACAAGACGGGACUAUCGUGCCGGAAAUGAUGUACUGGGCAAUGGGAUUGUCCGAGCUCUGGGAAUACCUUGACCGCUACAACCUCGACCUCGUCAUACUCACCUCCUACGAAGUUUGGAUCCCUUUUGAGCGCGAUCCCGAAAUUAAGAACCUGCUUCGUGUGGGUGACCCAAUCUAUAGGACGGCGCCCGAAACUGCGCCCGAGCCCGGCAAGAUGUCGCCUAUGGAGCUUGCGGUGGCUUCCGUGAUUGAGAGGGAACGCGCACCCCCACUCGGCUAUACAUUCCCACCUCUACCUGUCUGCUGGCCUUUGUCCAAAGCUUUGGGGAAUGAUUCAACAAAGAAUGACCAGAACGAGAGCGGGGCAGGGGCUUCGAGAUUGAGGGGCACGAGUAGUGUUCCUACAAAGCGUGGAUACGACCAAGUUGAUGGCACUGGCGGCGCUGCAAGUGACAAUGCUAUUGCUGGAGACGCAAACAUCCCGAAGGAUCAACCUGUUCCCGUCACUCUGCAGGUUUCUGUGCCCAGCCACCGCUCCCCCGACGCUCUUCACGUCUUUAAGCAAGGCAACUUGAAUGAUGGCUACAUCACCAGUCGCCUUUCCCCCUCCGUCAUUGCAUCCUACGACAACAGCAUCCACUCGGGACUGCCUACUUCCGAGCUUAAAGCCGACCUCGCCCUCGGCAGCUAUAUCAGCUCUGGGCGUCUGUGGGACGUCUACCACGCCGUCCUCACCGUCGAAGGCCGUGGGAGCAAGGAGCUCGUCGCCAAGGUCAUGUGCCCGGAUACCUAUGAUGAUGAUGAUGAGUACUACAAGGGGUUCUUCGAAGACUCCGAAGAGGCAGUGGCUGCCUAUCGUCUCGAGGCGGCGCUGUACAUUGGCCCUCUCGCAAGCGUACAAGGAGGGGCUGUCCCCGCAGUGUAUGGCUCGUUCAGUGGUGCAAUGUGUCUCGGGAUUGUCUCUGGGGGCUACCCAUUGCACAUCGAAUUGAUGGAGGCUACCCAUUGCACAUCGAAUUGAUGGAGGAUGUUGGGAGUCCAGCCGCCGGAGAGGGUAAGCUGCAGGAUCUGCCUGUGCAGGAUAGGCAGGCUAUCCUAGACCUCUACCGUCAAAUUCAUGCGGUGCGCGUUCUUCACCGUGAUAUAGAGCCACGCCACAUUCUCCGACGCGCCGACGGCCGCUUUGCCCUCAUCGACUUUGACUCCUCUCGCUCGGUGGAGGAAGGUCUCAAGGGCGACCGAAGGCUCGCGUCUGAAAAGCGCGGGGUAGCGGCUAUGCUUGGGUUGAAAAAGCGUGCUGCGGGAAAGGCAUAAUCUCUUGCCGGAAGAUUGACCGCGGUGGUGGAACGGCGGAGCCGAUGACGAUGCAUGACUUUCCAUGUUGGGACAGAAUUACGGCUUACUUUCCAGUUCCACAACGCAUCACUCAACAUGCCGGUGACCAUAAGGGCCCUAGAUGACAUACAGGAGGGCGACUGGUGGAAAGGAACUACUAUAAAUGAAGAUCGGACCAGAUAUGAUGAUGUACUGCAG